Molecule: messenger RNA, 1167 nt
Organism: Dentiscutata erythropus
Lineage: Eukaryota; Fungi; Glomeromycota; Glomeromycetes; Diversisporales; Gigasporaceae
Source: the annotation of a GenBank genome assembly
AUGUCCCUGACGGAUUUUUUGGCAGAUCAGUCAACCGGCUCUUGGGCUGAUGAAAUGGAUGAUUUACCCUCUGCGCCUGCCGCGGCCUUUUCAAGUCAUGGAGAACACGAUGAUUUACAUCGUCGUGGUAGUGGAUUUGGUGAUAGAAGUAGGAUGUAUCCAUCCGGAAAAACGAGUUCAAGAGAUUCACGCUAUGAAUCUCGCGAACCGACACGUGAUUCUAGGUUUGGGAGUCGCCCCGAACGACCACCUCAACCCUUGCCAACAUCACCACCAUUUACUGCGCAUCUUGGAAAUUUACCGUUUGACCUAACUGAAAACGAUGUGGAAUCGUUCUUUAGGAAUUCAAAAAUUAUUACCAUCAGAAUUCUUCGUGACAGGGAUGAUAAACCUAAGGGUUUUGGAUAUGUUGAAUUUGAAGACGUAGAGUCAUUGACAAAAGCGUUGCAGUUGAGCGGAGAGUCGCUUGGGAAUCGACCAAUCAGGGUUAGCGUGGCUGAACCACCAGCUCGUGAUCGAGAACAACGUGAAGAUCGGACGGCUGGCGAAUGGCGACGAGCCCCUCCAAGGGAACCAUCCGUUUCAUCUCCGAGGAACGAUCGCUUCAGUGAUAAACCUAGUCAUAGAGAAGAGAGAUGGGGAGACCGCGGAUUUCGUGAUCGUGGAGACCGUGGAGACCGAACUGAUCGUAGUGAUCGUAGUGAUCGCAGCGAUCGCAGUAGUGAGAGAGUAGAUCGUGGAGGAAGUGGUGGAGAAAGAUUAGAUCGUAAGAUCGAUACGGAAUGGAGAGGCGGCGCUUUCAGUAACAGCAGGUCAAACAGUUUUCGUGAACGCCGUUCGGAGGAAAGAAUUGGUAAAAAUAACAAUUCAAUGAGAAAAUUUGAAGCAGGAUCGUUUUCAAAAUCAAAAUCUGAAAACUCGGUUUCUAUCAAUACGCGUGCAGUGGCAUCCGAUACUGGCACAUCAGUGCCAGUGCGUAAAAAGUUAGAACUAAAACCACGAAGCACGGUCGCACCUUCAAAUGAAGCACCUACUCCACGAUCGGCAAAACCAAAUCCGUUUGGUGAUGCCAAACCAAUAGAUUCGGACGAAGCGCUCCGACGAGAGGAACCUGGUGAUGCUCACGAAAAAAUCAUUGCAACAACUGAAAACGGAACCGCCGAAUAA